This is a messenger RNA of Dictyostelium discoideum AX4, 1428 nucleotides long. RefSeq lists its product as hypothetical. Bases 1 to 1428 code for a protein of 475 amino acids. The transcript has a single exon. The record is from RefSeq and is a predicted model, not a curated record. Lineage: Eukaryota; Evosea; Eumycetozoa; Dictyosteliales; Dictyosteliaceae.
AUGUUAAAAAAAUAUUAUCUCUUGUUUGUUUAUAUUUAUAUUUUAUUUUUUAAUUUUAUUAAUUUAAGUUCAAGUUCUGAUUCAAAUUUUCCAACAUUUGAUUUAAUUGUUGACACAAAUAAAAUCAAUUCAAAUGGUGAAUGUGGAGAUUCUUUAAAUAAUUCUUGUAAUUCAAUUCAAGAAGCAAUAGCUUAUUUUUCAAAAAUUAAAAAUCAACCUGAAAAUAUAAAUUCAAAUUUAGUUUUAAAAUUAGUUGAUGGAACAUAUAGAGGUGAUUUAAAUAGUUUUUCAUUUUACGGUUGGAAUAUAACAAUAUCCACAUACACAAUUGGCUCUAAUAAAGUCACAAUUGAUGGCAGUACCUUAGAGAAAACGUUCAUCUCAAUUUUAAAAUUAAACUCAACUUUGAAUAACUCAAUUUUAAAAUUAUCAAAUAUUAAUAUUAUAAACUUUAAUAGCAGUUUUCUUGUUUAUCGUACUUCAUCACCAGCACCAAAUAAUGACUAUACUAAAAUUACAUUUGAUUCAUGUCAAAUUUCAAAUUGUUAUAAAGAUUUUAAUAUUUACUUAAAUGGCGCACCAUCUUCAUCAUCAAAUAAUGGAUUUAAUUCAAUUGAUUUUAUAAAUACAAAAUUUGAAAAUAUUAAUAUCACUUCACAAUUAUUUAAUUUUUUAAAUUUUAAAGUUCAUUUUAUUUCAUCAAAUUUUAAAACAAUUACAUUGGGUAAUUAUUUUUAUAAUAAUAUUUUAGGAACAAAUUCAUUAAUAAUUGAUUCAUCAACAUUCAAUGAAAUAAAAAUCAAUAGUGGUAAAGAGUUUUUAAUUACAUAUAAAAAUGGUAGUUUAGUAAUUAAAAAUUCAGAAUAUAAUAAUAUGAAAAUUUCAAAUUCAUUUUUAAUUAAUGCUAACUAUAAUUCAGAUGAAGUUACUAUUACAAAUAAUACUUUUACAAAUAUUAAUGAUGGAUUUAUUCAUUUACUAAAUGGUGAUGUUAAUUUAAAAUUAAAUAAAAUUAUUAAUAAUAAUAAUAAUAAUGGUAAUAGUAAUGUAAUUGAUGCAAGUGACUCAAAUUUAUAUUUUGAUGAAAAUUCUAUUAAUUAUCCAAAUGCUAGAGGUUCAAUUAUAUGUGUAAAUUCAAAAAUCAUUUUUACAAAUAAUAAUGGUGAUAGUUUAAAUCAAUAUCCAAUUUGUUCUGAUUGUAAUAUCAUGUAUAAUGGAAAUCAAAUAUGUUCAAUAUAUCCAUCAUCUGGUAGUACUACCACCACCACCACUGCCUCAACAUCUACAACAAGUCCAUUUACUACAUCUACAUCUACAACUGGUGGUGGAAAAAAGCACACCAGUAAUUCAAUUAAUAGUAAAAAAUCUGUUUCUCUUCCAUUACUAUUAUGUAUUCUUUUAGUUUUAAUUACUCUUUUAAAUCUUUAG